UGAACUUCAGAGUGCAUUAUAUUUUGUAUCUUUUUAUUUGGUAUAUUGCACAAUUGUACAAUUAAUUAUGGCCUGUGUUUCCUUAUUGCUGUAUUUAUGUAUAUAUGUAAAUACACAAUGAAGUGCACCUAACCUAUAUAUAUUCUGUUACUGAAUAGCUUUAGAGAGAAAUUAACUGAUCAAUAAAUGGUUUAUCUUAUCUUAUGCAGCGAUUUCUAAAUGCGCAAUUAAAAUUGUGUAGCAUUCAGACUAACUGCUACGAGACAGUUAAAUGUUGUACACAAUGUUAAUUUCAAGGGUAUUGAAACAAGUCAAUCAAAAAUUAUUUAAUGUUCAAAAAAAAACAACAAGAGGUGUACAGUCCGCCAGAGAUGUAAUCUUAAGUGGCGGAAUUAUUAUUAUUAGUGGAGUUCUCAUCGUUUGGUUAUCCGUAUUUCUUUAUACAGCAUUUUAUUAUGCCUACAUGCCGAGUAUGUCAUACAUACGGCCCGUACAUUUGCAAUUCAAAUCAUGUGAUGAACAAAAAGGGAUUUGCAGUUUUCCAUCAGCACAUGUACAGUUAACAAAUAAACAACAGCUUUUAAUGGUUGGACAACCUUAUAAAGUCAACUUACAUUUGGAAAUGCCAGAAUCUCCAGCCAAUAAAGAACUUGGUAUGUUCAUGGUUUGUGCACAACUACGUAGUAGAGAUGGUUUUCUUGUGGAACAUUCAUGUAGAUCAGCAAUGCUGCAUUACCGUAGCACUUUACUACACGCACUUACAACAUUUACAUUUUCACCAAUGAUGAUUUUUGGUACCACUGAAGAAAAACAGAAUGUUGUUCUUGAAUUGUUUGGUAACUUUGAAGAAGAUCAAAGUCAUCCAGUUACAAUUAUUUAUAUUGAGAUACAAUCCAGACACAUUGAAUUCUAUUCUGCAACCAUCAUGAUAAAUGCACAUUUAUCUGGUUUACGUUAUUUAAUGUAUCAUUGGCCAGUUUUAUCUACUGUUGUUGGUAUUGGCACAAAUUUGUUUUUCAUAGCACUUGUGUGCACUCUUUCCUAUCUUCACUUUACUACUUAUGAGGAUGUAGGAGAUGAUGAUUUUAAUUAUGAAGAAUCUAAGAAAAUGGAAGAGACUGAUGAACACAAAGGAACAUUAAGUACAGAAGAGGAAGAAGGACAAAAAGCUACUCAUGUUCAAUCGUCCGAGUCAACGUCUUCAGAUGAUACUUUCACGUUACCAGAUUGUGUGAAUGAAUGUACUUUUGAGUUUUAAAUGGUAAAUAUAUAUUACAAAAAUA
Messenger RNA from Osmia lignaria (orchard mason bee), 1283 nucleotides. RefSeq names its product lipid droplet biogenesis associated protein seipin (gene Seipin). Gene Ontology annotation, biological process: lipid droplet organization; lipid storage. The record is from RefSeq and is a predicted model, not a curated record. Gene Ontology annotation, cellular component: endoplasmic reticulum membrane. NCBI's taxonomy places the organism in Eukaryota, Metazoa, Arthropoda, Insecta, Hymenoptera, Megachilidae.